GCAGCUCGGUGUGCAGUGUGACAGCGGCUUGCCUCAAUUUAUUUCAGUCGGGGGGACGAGAGAGAAAUUAGGAGGAAGGAGGAAUAAGGCGGAUAUCGGUGCCCCCUCUCUCUCUCUCUCUCUCUCUCGCUCUCGCUCUCUCAUGCAGUUUUGAAGAAGACGCCCCCCCCCUCUCCCUUGCACCUGUUCUGCUUCGUCUUGUCGCCGUCUCGCCGGAGUUGAGCGGACGUCGCUUCUCAUUGUUAGAUAGACGUUGUUUUGAGCAUGACUUCGACGUACAACCUGGAUUUCCACCCUCUGGCCGAAAGUCGGUUAAUGACUUCGAGCGACACAAUCAACGGCAACGGAAGCAAAAUGAACGGGUCCCUGGAGCACUUGGACCAGCCAGACCCAGACUCCAUCAAGAUGUUUGUGGGACAGAUCCCACGCUCCUGGUCGGAAACAGAACUAAAAGAGCUGUUUGAGCCCUUUGGAGCUGUGCACCAGAUCAACAUCCUCCGUGACCGCACCCAGAAUCCCCCUCAGAGCAAAGGAUGCUGUUUUGUAACUUUUUAUACAAGAAAAGCCGCACUGGAGGCCCAGAAUGCACUGCACAACAUAAAGACCUUAAGUGGGAUGCAUCAUCCUAUCCAGAUGAAACCCGCUGACAGCGAGAAAACGAGUGCGGUAGAAGACAGAAAGCUCUUCAUCGGAAUGGUUUCAAAGAAAUACGGCGAGAACGAGAUCAGAAUGAUGUUCUCGUCUUUCGGGCAGAUCGAAGAGUGCCGAAUUCUCCGGGGACCAGAUGGUCAGAGCAGAGGCUGUGCGUUUGUCACAUUUGCUACCAGGGCAAUGGCACAGAAUGCAAUCAAAACCAUGCAUCACUCUCAGACUAUGGAGGGCUGUUCCUCACCUUUGGUGGUGAAGUUUGCAGACACACAGAGAGAUAAGGAGCAGCGACGCCUGCAGCAGCAGCUAGUACAGCAGAUUCAACAGCUCAACAGUGCCUCUACAUGGGGAAACCUGGCCGGCCUGGGGACACUCACACCGCAGUACCUGGCUUUGCUCCAGCAAGCCACAUCUACCAGUAACCAAGGCAGUUUCAAUAGUAUUCAGAGGCUAGGAGGUGUGAAUCCCCUUCAGCUGCAGAACUUGGCCACAUUAGCUGCUGCUGCAGCUACAGCUCAGAGUUCUGGCAGCCCAACCUCCACCAGCGCCCUGUCUACAAACAGUGGGGCCCUGGGAGCCCUGGGCAGUCCAGCCGGUUCAACAGCGGGGUCCAGCAUGGGUGCUGCCAUGAACACCUUGGCAUCUCUGGGCACCCUGCAGGGUCUCACUGGGACCUCUGUGGGCCUCAACCUCAACGCUCUCACCAACAGCGUCAGUGGUAUGGGGGCCAUGAAUGGAGGCCUGGGAGGCUCCAUGGCCAAUGGGUCAGCAGCCAGCUCCAUGGAUGCUCUGACCCAGGCCUACUCAGGGAUGCAGCAGUACACAGCCUCCGCCCUGCCCUCCCUCUAUGGCCAGUCUCUCCUGCAGCAGAGCAUUGCUGGCAGCCAGAAGGAAGGGCCAGAGGGCGCCAACCUGUUCAUCUACCACCUGCCCCAGGAGUUUGGGGACCAGGAUCUUCUGCAGAUGUUUAUGCCUUUUGGAAAUGUGGUCUCUGCCAAAGUCUUCAUUGACAAACAGACCAAUCUGAGCAAGUGCUUUGGGUUCGUCAGCUAUGACAAUCCUGUGUCUGCGCAAGCUGCCAUCCAGGCCAUGAAUGGUUUCCAGAUCGGCAUGAAGAGGCUGAAGGUUCAGCUGAAGCGCUCCAAGAACGACAGCAAACCCUACUGAUCCUAGCCCCGGGGCCUUCCCCCCUCCCCAGCUCUAAUGCUAGCACUGCUAGGAACAAAUCUCCAUGCCUGUUUGCUCAUCAUUAGCCUAGCAUGUCUUCAUGAUGUUGAAAGCCAAGCCAAACUCCUGGCCUCAUCAUCCCACCAUUGUCUGUGAUGUCUCUCUAAGCUCGCCUGACCAAUACCUGGCCACCCACUGACCCUUGACCUUAGCUCAACCUGAUUUUUCUGCAUGUAUAUUCAUUUUUGUUUUUGUUUUUUCUGUAUAGAAAUGUGAUAGGUGGGAGAGAGGUCAAGCAAAUCAAUGUGAAAACGUACCUGCGUUGAAUUCAUUUAAGAGACCUUUUUUUUGUUUUGUUUUUUGCGAAUGUUUUAAAAACCUGUGGGAUUUGCUUAUUUUUAAUUUAGCUUUGUUUUUUUUUAUGUUUUCUUUUUACCUCUCUCAGUAAAGUUCACUUGAAAGUUGAAUACAGGGAUUGGCACACAUCUGUGCUAUUUGGUGCCAUUAGCAAUAUGUUGGCUUCUUAAAAGAAAAAAAAAAAAACAUGCUACAGACCACUUUCCAACACUUUUGAAAGUCUGAUCAGUAAAACCCCUCAGUGCUCUGUAAUGAUCUCUACAUUUUGCGGGCAGUGUGAAGAUUUACACCAAGGCUAUUUAAAAAUAUAUAUUCUUUUCAUUUACAAAAAUACCCUGUGUAUUUACCUUUUUUUGAACUAUUGAUGGCACAAUAAAAGGUACAUUUGCUCUGUUUAGAGAAAUGACUACCUACAUGAGUCAACUUUUUUAGAACUGAUUCACAAAUAGACAAUCUGUGGUUUAAAUGCACACUUAGAUUACCUAUAUUUUAUACCAUUGAAUCUAUAGAAGUUUAACUAACAGAACCCAGGCAAAACUUUGGGUUUUUUGUAGAUUAUGUUGUAAUGUCAUCUGUGUCAGGGGGGGUCUUCAGUGUAUUGCAUUUUUAAAGAGGACUAAGAAUCAGUUGAUCAGUGUGACCGUUUGGGGGUCAUUAAUUCAAAACACACUUAAAGUCAAAAAAUUCCUCUACAUUAAUUGUAAUUUAAAUUUCUUGGGGAAAAAAGUACUUUUUUAAGGGUCACAGUGUAGAUUUAAUUUCUUUUUUCCUGCGUUUAAAGAAAAGUUUAGUGUUCAACUUCCACGGUACGUCUUGUUGACUUUCUGUGAAUUUCUCAUUAAUAAUUUAAUUAAUGGAUGUUUCACUUUGGUUUAGUUUGGAUGCAUCAUGUUGAAAGAUGAUGAUUUACAAUGUCUGUUAAUCAUACAGAUGCCAGACAAUGUCUUUUUUUGUUGUUUUUUUUUUUGUCAAAGUGCCCAUAUGUCAAACUCAGUGUUUUUGAAUUCACACAACAUACUUUCCUGUAAUAUUACCUAGUUUUCUUUACACACAUGCACACACUGCGACACACAAAACACUUUCUGUGGUUGCAAAUGUGGGAGCCCCUGAAGAAGAGAUCACUUGGACACAACACACAACCUGUGGGUCUCUGCACAUUUUUAUAAACACACUCACGCUUGCUUUUUUAAUUUCACUUUUUUUUCAGCUGAUUGUUAUUUUUAAGUGACUUCCAGUAUCAUGUUUCAGUUGUACACGAUGCACAGAACAUUAAUACUACUAAACCCACCACAAUAGUGUUGGUUUACAAAUACAUUCCAUUUUUUCAGCACAAAGUUUACACUUUUUUUUACUGGGGUGGUAUUUUGUCUGUUGUACUACAAAAUAACAACCACUUCACCCCCAAAGAAGGGUUCCCUAAAACUGCGUACCUGAUGGCGCUAAAGAGUUGUCAACUCAGGGGCUUUUUUGUGUGUGAAACUACACACUCACACAGGAUUACGACACAAAAUGCACAAUUGUCACCAUUUGACCUUUUUUUUGUUUUUGAGUUUAGAUUUUUUUUUUUCUUCUCAAAAUACAUAAAUAUUCCAAAAAAUAAAAAAAAAUAAGGUACCAAAUUUGAAACAGUGCUCGAGGAAAGUGUUGUAGUUUUGUAAGGAAACGCUAAGCACAAUUGUGGGAGCUAAUCACUUUUGCAGAAUGUGUGUGUGUGUGAUUAUAAUCCCAACAUUUUCAAGGUACCACUGAUUUCACUUUUUAAUAUGGGCAUGUGCUUUUUACAGUGUGUUUUUUCUAUCCAAAUGCAAUACAAUAUUCAAAGUGCCAUAUAUACGUCUAGAAACUGCCUACACAUCCUUAUUAGGCCUUGGUUUAGAGAUUGCUGCAGUUAGCCUUUUUUUGUCUAUUUAUGCCAGUGUCAUGAAAGCUCUUGUCACCCGCUCAUGUCCCCCCCCAUCCCCCCACACACUCUGUGUGUUGAGUUAUUGGUAAAUGUGUAUUGUGAUGUAUUCAAUUUGAAGAGUUGGUUAAAAAGUUGUAGAUAAACAAUAAACUUCCCUAUACAUUUGAAGGUUAAACCUCUUUCUUAGUAAGUGUGAACGUGUACUGUAACACUUUGCGAUACAAACGAAAGUCAUAAACAAAGCUAAUCCUCAAGCAAGAAAAGACGACUUGGGUGCCAUGUUAAUAAGAUCUUUAAAUGAUAAAAUUGUAUGUCAAACACUGAAAUAAUUGCAGAUCUGUGGAGAUAUGCAGUGUAUGGUUAAGUGUUACUGUGAAUGAAUAAUAAAACAAAAGAGAAAAAAAAGCACAAUGUACAGUCCACAGCGGUCCCAACAGGAACUUGACUCACUUCAGGGGCUUCCAUCACAAAUCCCAUUCAGGCUCUAACAAUCACUUUCUUUGUUCUGUGUUUUCAUAUUCUGAAGUGCUAUUUUUUGACAGUGUGGUAGCUUUGCAUCUCUAUAGAUAUUGUCUUGAUCCAAAAGAAAAGAGGGAGAAAAAAAAAUCUUUUCUUGUGUUAAUUUCUUGUCUGAUAAUCGGUAGGACUUUGUUCAUGUUCCACCAAUAAUUUAAUAGAUGUUUUAUCUUGUCUUGAUGAAAGCCAAAGUGGGUGCAUCUUGAUGUGAUCUGUAUUAUACAUACAGUAGUUUUUCUGUUCAGUUAAUAUCAAUUUUUUGAAACUGGGUGGGAUUUGAAAAAGGAGAAAAAAAAAAAAAGACAUACACACGCUUUCCAAUUUCUACAACUGGUUGUUCAUAUGUAUUUUGUACCAGUGAAGCUUUUUAUAUUGGAAAUUAAAGAAAAAAAAAUCUAUAUUGGAAAAAAAA
Messenger RNA from Morone saxatilis (striped sea-bass), 5003 nucleotides. RefSeq names its product CUGBP Elav-like family member 2. Gene Ontology annotation, cellular component: nucleus; cytoplasm; ribonucleoprotein complex. NCBI's taxonomy places the organism in Eukaryota, Metazoa, Chordata, Actinopteri, Moronidae. The transcript has 14 exons. The record is from RefSeq and is a predicted model, not a curated record. The coding region runs from base 265 to 1815 and encodes 516 amino acids. Gene Ontology annotation, molecular function: mRNA 3'-UTR binding. Gene Ontology annotation, biological process: regulation of alternative mRNA splicing, via spliceosome; mRNA splice site recognition.